AUGUCGUACACUUACAGAGAUCGCGAACGAGACUGGGACGAGACUCGUCCCGUGUCAAUCAGGCGCUACGUCAUUCCUCCUGAAGAUGACCGUCGAGACUUCAUGUCAAGACACGAUGAUUCUUUCGGCGGCGAGCGCGAGGUGGUGAUCCGGCGCCAAACAGAGCGCGAAGAGCCUGUGACCGUCUCACGCUACGAGCGAGAGGUGGAGUAUGAGCCACCGCGCUACGAGAGAGAUUACUACGAUCCCCGCACUUCGUAUACCAGCCCCCGUGAAUCCGAGUAUGAUGUCGUGCGCCGCUCUGAGGCCGACGAGGACCCGUAUUACUAUCAUCGUCACCGUCGAGUUCGCGAAUACGACGAACCUCGCCCGCGGCGCGAGCUGAGCCCGGAUGAUUCCGUCUCCCAGACUAGUCGCCGUCGCCGCAGUGAUCGUGAGCAAGACUACAGCAGCGAUGACAGUAUGGUUUACAUUCGAAAGGAAACCCGCGACUAUGAUGACCACCCUCACCACCGUCGUCAUAUGGCAGAGGGUGCACUGGUAGGUGCUGGCGCGGCUGAAUUGCUCCGCAGCCACAGCAAAAAGGAUGGCGAUGUCAGCCGUGGCGCCAGCCGUAUUGGUAAGACCGUUGGUGCCGGUGCUCUUGGUGCAGUCGCUGUGAAUGCUGCAUCGCAUGCUCGCGACUACUACCGCCGUAGUAAGAGCCGCCACCGUUCUCAUUCCUUUGACGAUGACCGUUCUUCCCAUCGCCACAGCAGACAUGGCCGGAGUCGUUACAGCCGCAGCCGCACCCGGUCCCACUCGCGCUCUCGUACAAAGACUCUGCUCGAGCUGGGAGCUGGUGCCGUUGCCGUGGGGGCUGUAGCUGCGGCUGCAGCUGCAUUGCACAACAAGUCGAAAGCCGGAGACCGCAAAAGCCGAUCCCGCACUCGCUCCCAUUCUAGGGCUCCUAGCCGGGGUCGUUCGGAGAAGGAUAGAGAACAGGGUGAACGCAGCAUGUCUGAGCGCCGCAAGCACAUGGCUGGCGCUGGAUUGGCUGGUGCGGCGGUGGCAGGCCUGGUUGAAAAGGUCCGCAGCCACUCGCGGUCUCGAAAGGGUGAGCGCUCCCGCUCCCGCAGUCGUAUGAGACAAGCCCUUCCCAUUGUCGGUGCUGGUCUUGCCACCGCUGCUGCCACGGGUCUAUACGAGAAGAAGAAGAGUGACAAAGAUGAAAAGGAGGGUUCGAGCCGGGGCCGCCAUCGCUCAAGGUCUCGCAGCCGCGCCCCGUCACAGUCCUAUCCUGAUCCAGCUCGCGACUCAGCCGGCCUGAUCGAGUACGGCAACGACCCAGUCGCAGGUAGCAUCCCAUCCGAACACUACUACGGUCAGCGCGGCGCGCCCUACGAUACACAAGAAGCAUACGGUCCCAGGCGCCAUACCCGCAGCCGCAGCCGUAGCCGAGCCCGCUACAGCAGCUCAUCCGGUUCCGACCGCGAGAGUCGCCGACGAAGCAAGAAGCACCGCAGCCGCUCAAGAGAUCUCGCGGGCGCCGCUCUAGGCGCAACAGGGCUCGGCUAUGCCGCACACAAGUACAACGAACGUCGUAAGUCCAAAGAGCGCGAGCGCGAGUACUCCAAGCAUGAUAACGUCCACCGUGAUCCUUAUGAAGAAUCCUACGACCCAGAACCAUACCCGAUUUCCCCACAGGCUCCGGGGGCCCCGCCCAUGGCAGACCCCCACUACCCCAACAACAAUUAUUUCCCCCCGCCCCCGGGCGACUCAACGUAUAACCUGAACGGCGGUACUCCUGUUUCCUACAACCCGGCAGACUACCCUCCUCCACCCGGUGCUGCCCCGCCUCAGCCUUACGCCUACGGCGCUGUGCCACCAGGACCGGGACCGGGACCGGGACCGGGACCGGGACCAGACCAAUAUGCACCUCGGCCACGUAGGGCUGAAGACAAUGUGAGCAGCUCCACCCUACCUACUGAUGCAUACCACGCGCACAAGGGUCUAAACAUCCACCCAUUCCCAUCUCCACGGUCAACUAGCCAACCGCCACAAGUCUCAAAAUCCGUCGCUUUCGACUUGACGGAUUCCCCGCAGGAUCCUGGCUACGAGACCGAUGAUAGUGACUCUACCGUUGAACGAUAUUCACCUUCGUAUCGCGGAGAUAGAAACCAUAGUCGCGAUCGAGAUUGCCAUCAUGAUCGUCGUCGCCGCUCUUCAUCCGUUCCCUAUCCACCUAUGCCUUAUCCUAGUCCUGCUUCCAAUCAUCGAAAUCACCCGUCAGCCCCAAAACCUCACGAGCGAAGAGACCAGGACAAACCCUCUGAAGUAGAAUCUGACUCAACCGUCGACCUACCCAGUCGCUUUGACGAGCAAGGCCGUCUUCUUCUCGAGCGGGAUCCUGCUGUGGAUAAAUUCGAGAGCCUGGUGAAUAAGUUUACCAAGGUUUUGUUCUAG
Penicillium concentricum is the source of this 2445-nucleotide messenger RNA. Its product is annotated as DUF3824 domain-containing protein. The coding region runs from base 1 to 2445 and encodes 814 amino acids. The record is from RefSeq and is a predicted model, not a curated record. The transcript is spliced from 4 exons. NCBI's taxonomy places the organism in Eukaryota, Fungi, Ascomycota, Eurotiomycetes, Eurotiales, Aspergillaceae.